GGUCGUCGCGCUGCCACUACCGAAUUCGUCGCCGAUCCGUUGUCGAUACCUACUACGAUAUUUCCUUCGUUCACAGAAACCAACCUACCGCGUUACGGUUCGCGUUCUAACGCACGCGCACCUGUGAGUGUCGCGUAAGACUGUGCGAUUGCUUGUGCAGCAACGCUUUCGAUCGCACGUACCAAAUAUCGGGCCUGUUUCUACGAAGCCUGUGCACGAAGACAGAAAGGAUUCUAGCCCCGUGGUCGGUGCUUGCUCGAGAUACACACGGCAUCGAGGGAGAACGAAAAACGACAGGAGAAGGAUAGAGAAGGGAAAAAUUCCGCGAGAUGUCUAUUCCAGCCUGAAAAAUUAGUCCACGGCGCAAACGAGAAACCGAUCGAGGCAAAGGUGAAAGGAGACGAGGUAAAGAUCGGGACGGUUCGGUGUCGCGGCGCAUCACGCGUGGGACAACGUGGCAGCCGGUAUGUACGUGAUGGAGACGGGUGGCCACAGAGUGGCUCCUAUGCCCGUCGUUAAAGCAAAGAUGGUCGAGUACAAAACGAUGAACGAAACCGGCGGUGAACGCGUGGGCAGUGGGGGCGGUGGAACGCAUCUCGCCGCCACCGUCAAGAACACCGUACGGCGUCUACUUCGUCGCACCAAAAGCCACCGGGACGCGCCCUCGUCGAACAACGCCGCCACCGUGCCCGUGCAGAUCCCGAAUGGAAAUCAAAAUCACGGGAACAGGAUCCCUACGCUCAGGAACAAGCCACCGAACAAUGCGAACGAACCGACCGCGAGAAGAUCCCAACCUCCCCUUCCGCCGUCUUUCGCGCAGAAUUCAAGCAGAAACAGCUACGCCAAACGACACUCCAGGCCGCAAGUUCGACUGCAGACAGGGGAUGGCGUGGGAGUGUCGAGUAGCGUCGGUCGGCUCUCGUCGAGGAGUCGGACAUCGGAGGAGCCCCAUAUCGGCAAGUACAAAUUACUGAAAACUAUUGGCAAGGGUAACUUUGCCAAAGUGAAACUUGCCAAACACGUGCCCACCGGGAAAGAGGUGGCUAUCAAAAUUAUCGACAAGACUCAAUUGAAUCCCAACAGCCUUCAAAAGUUAUUCCGAGAGGUUAGGAUAAUGAAGAUGCUCGACCAUCCGAACAUAGUCAAGCUUUUCCAAGUGAUCGAGACUGAGAAGACACUGUACCUGGUUAUGGAAUACGCCAGCGGUGGCGAGGUGUUCGACUACUUGGUGUUGCACGGUCGAAUGAAGGAAAAAGAGGCCAGAGCAAAGUUCAGGCAGAUCGUGUCUGCUGUGCAAUACUGCCACCAAAAAAAGAUUAUCCACAGGGACUUGAAAGCUGAAAAUCUGCUGCUCGACAGCGAAAUGAACAUCAAGAUCGCCGAUUUUGGUUUCAGCAACGAAUUCACACCUGGCAACAAGUUGGACACCUUUUGCGGAUCGCCUCCCUACGCGGCACCCGAACUCUUUCAGGGUAAAAAAUACGACGGUCCCGAAGUGGAUGUCUGGUCGUUGGGUGUGAUAUUGUAUACCCUGGUGUCCGGCUCGUUACCCUUCGACGGCUCGACUUUAAGAGAAUUAAGGGAAAGGGUAUUGAGAGGAAAAUAUCGAAUUCCGUUUUACAUGUCUACCGAUUGCGAGAAUCUACUGAAAAAGUUUCUGGUGCUGAACCCGACGAAACGAGCCUCCUUAGAGACUAUAAUGAAAGACAAAUGGAUGAACAUGGGAUACGACGACGACGAACUUAAACCGUACUUAGAACCCGAGCCCGAUUAUAAAGACCACAAGAGGAUAGGUGAGUCUGCCAAGGCCCUGGCUAGUAUGGGAUACACGAGAAGUGAAAUAGAAGACUCGUUGGAGCAGGCCAAGUACGAUGACGUGUUUGCCACGUACUUACUCUUGGGAAGGAAGACCACCGAUCCGGAAUCGGACGGUUCGCGGUCAGGCAGUUCAUUGUCGCUGCGCAACAUUCCGCCGCAAGCUGGCUCGGGCGGUGGUGGAGGAGGAGGAACCGGAGGAGGCACGGGUGGUGCCGUGCAGAGUCCAUCGCACAGGGGUGUUCACAGAAGUAGUUCCGCUAGCAAUCCAAAACCCAGUAGACGGGUUUCGUCCGGUCUUGAAACGCUUCGUGGUUCGCAGACUCCAGGAAACGCGUUAAAUUAUAAUCACUCGACUGCAACAACCGGAGGAACGGUGACCGGAGGAAGCGGCGGUAGUAAUUUUAAACGGCAAAACACCGUGGACGCAGCUACAAUCAAGGAAAACAGUGCUCGUGUUUCCGCGAGCCGACCUUCCGCUCCGAAAAACAGUCCAGGGCAACUAGACACCAGCGUGGGUACAAGUCCCGGUGGUAGGGGAUGGGCAGGCAAAAGCAACACGAUGAAUACAGGGGCAGGUGGUGGUCGGCCUCUCACCUCGCCUGCCCCUGGUUCUGUUGGUCGACGUAGCACCAUCUCCUAUGAUCAAGCGAAAACGUCCUCCUCGUCUACAGAACGAACCAACGAUGCACCCAGCAUGGGCGAGGGCACUAGACCGACACGGGGUCACACCAAGUCUGCGAGCAUCAGCGCAGGUCACCGAUCCUCGAGUGGCGUACCCCCCAGCGACCAUUCACUACUGGACCCUCAACCACGCAACGCCCACAACUCCCUACUCGCCACUGCUGACCCUCUUAGACAGAGCCUGGGUGUGUCUCCAAGUAACAGACUGGCAACACCUACAACACCAGCAUUUCCUCGAAAUGUCCCAAGUCGUAGUACGUUCCACUCUGGCCAGAAUAGAGCUCAGCGAAAUUAUAGUCAGGGUCACACUCACACGCAGGACACCAAUGCAAUUAGCCCGCUAGCGAGACCGUCCUUUUUCUCCAAAUUAUCCUCGAGGUUCUCCAAACGCCCCACGGACCCAUCCGUACCCCCCAAGCACCCAGUAGUGAGCGGAGCAACCACUAACGAUGAGCAGGUUAAACCACGCAGUCUACGAUUCACUUGGAGUAUGAAAACCACCAGUAGUCGAGAUCCGAAUGAAAUCAUGUCCGAAAUUCGAAAGGUACUGGACGCCAUGCGUAAAAGCUUCCUGCUGCUGUGCGCGCACGGCGACGCGGCGACAGACAGUCAAGUACAAUGGGAAAUCGAAGUUUGUAAACUGCCACGACUUUCGCUGAACGGCGUACGUUUCAAACGCAUCUCAGGCACCUCGAUUGGUUUUAAAAAUAUUGCCAGCAAGAUAGCGAACGAACUGAAGCUGUGACUGCCGACGACAGGCUCCAUAGCAGCCCGCGCCAACCCAUAACGCCCUACAGACCUAUCGCACGGACUCCUCGCAGCCAUCGGCGACCACGACAACGUUUUCUAUUCUUCCUUCUUCUGGGACUUGGACUCCGACUCCGAUUCUGAUUCCAACUCCGAUUCCAAUUCCGAUUCCAACACCGACUUCGACUCCAACUCCGAUUUUGAUUCCGAUACCCGAGAAAUCUUUGUUUGACAAUUUCCCGUUACAGUCCCAGUCGAAC
Molecule: messenger RNA, 3506 nt
Organism: Dufourea novaeangliae
Lineage: Eukaryota; Metazoa; Arthropoda; Insecta; Hymenoptera; Halictidae
Product: serine/threonine-protein kinase MARK2-like
Exons: 15
Coding region: 467-3244 (925 amino acids)
Biological process (GO): microtubule cytoskeleton organization; intracellular signal transduction; protein phosphorylation
Cellular component (GO): cytoplasm
Molecular function (GO): ATP binding; tau-protein kinase activity; protein serine/threonine kinase activity
Source: RefSeq, a predicted model, not a curated record